Messenger RNA from Colletotrichum godetiae, 1212 nucleotides. RefSeq lists its product as uncharacterized. The transcript has 4 exons. The record is from RefSeq and is a predicted model, not a curated record. Bases 1 to 1212 code for a protein of 403 amino acids. NCBI's taxonomy places the organism in Eukaryota, Fungi, Ascomycota, Sordariomycetes, Glomerellales, Glomerellaceae.
AUGGCCACGAGUCCGAACACCGAAAUCCGGGAUAUGGACUUCGGGCCUGGUUUCCCUGCAUCCCUGUUUUUAGACAUUGAUUGGUAUACUUGGUCCCGUGCUCGGUCGCCACCGAGCUCUCUAAUGUCUGUUGGAGGCUCUAACAUAACCCUUCAAGCCGUAUUGGCGUUGUUAGGCCAAGAAAAUACCAUCGUUGAAGUCUCACAAAAGUACUUCGCUACGAUACACAAAUGGCUGCCGAUGAUAUCUAAGAAGAGACUAGAUAUGGUGCUAUCUCUCCAUAACGCAGAUCCUGACCCUGCUAUGCUAUUCUUGUCAAUGAGGCUUGUUACAACGCCGUUUACACAUCAGGUUGACUUGAACCCAUACCGGGAAGCGAAGAAAUUCUCGGCCCCUCUUGAGGAGAAUGGCACCAUAUCUCUCAUUCUCCUCCAGGCUAUCAUGUUUAUUGCGUUGUAUGAGUAUGGACACGCUAUAUGCAGCCGCUUGGAUGACGAGCCGCAAGUUGAAAAUAGAUUGCUUGAUGAUGAUUCUUGGGACCGUGGCGAGGUUGGCAAAGCUUUCGGACAUUCUACCAGUACACCAUAUCAGACGCAACAAUCAGGCUUCGCAAGACUUUGUCAAGUAUCUAUCUCCAUAAGUCAGGCGAUUGGAUUUGAACUUUCAGGGUCUUCUGCCCCUUGCAUUCCAGAGAUCACCUCACUCGUCAACGAUCCGAAUGGCUUUGCGUUAGCUGUGGAUACAGAGAAUACAGAUUGGAGACUAGAAGCGAGCUCUUCGUUUCUUUCAUCCAGAGCACUGGCGCGGUAUGCCCUUUUUAUCGCCCUUUAUAGAUUCACAUGCCCUGAAAAGAUGUCAGUUGAGCCCGGAUACGCCGGCGAACAAGGCACAAAGAGCCAGGAGCUCGACUUCCAACCGCAGUCUUUGCUUACUAUCGAAGUAGCAAGCCGGCAGCUUCACUUCAUGGCUACCAAUAUAUCGCCGCUUAUUCCUGCCACCGAUGGAAACGAGACUCAGUUGCAGGCCUCAACCCUCGUGUACCCUUUCAUCAUGGACGGCAUGUACGCAGGUGCCGCAACUUUACACUGGCUUUGUGGGGAGAGCGGGGGUCGACUCUAUCGAGCUGCCGCGGCCGAUAUGGAAUCUCUUCUGGACACUUUGAAGUCUAGGUGGUGGCUCGGGAGUGCUAACCGCGAGCUCUUGACUGUGUAA